Molecule: messenger RNA, 480 nt
Organism: Prorocentrum cordatum
Lineage: Eukaryota; Dinophyceae; Prorocentrales; Prorocentraceae
Source: the annotation of a GenBank genome assembly
AUGCGCCUGCCCCCCGACGCCGCCGAGGCGAGGCUGCGCGACAUCGCGGGCCGCAACGGCGGGGAGGUGCCCCUGCACGGCCGGCUCUUCGCCGAGUUCCUCCACAACGCCUUCCCCGCCGAUUGCCCGUACCCGCACGUGGCCGAGGACGCGUCGGCCUUCGCUCCGGGUCGCUGGUCCUCUGGGAGGGCCGCGGCGUCCGAGGAGGAGCGCAGGCAGCACGUCGAGGCCGCGCCGGGCGACUGGGAGCGGGGGGAGCUGGGGGCGGCCACCACUUCCUGGAGCGAGGAGGAGGUGCUGCCGGUGCUGGAGGCCCCGAGGCGCGCCCGCGGCGCCUGGAGCGGCGCCGUGCGCUCCGUGGCGCAGGCGGCGGCGGCCCUGGCGGUGCUGCGCAUCGCCCUGUCCGGGUGGCGCGCCGCGCGGGGGGCGGCGGGCGGCGCGGGGAAGGACAAGGGCCUCGUCCUGCCUCUGCGCGUCUGA